AUGUCGAAUUACCUUCUUCAGGGAAAAAGUUUCAAUACUAUCAAAACAUACCAUGGGAAUUUUAGAAAAUGGAAAAUCUUUGCAGAGAAACAAGGUUUUCAGUGUCUUCCGGCCCAGCCCGUUCACAUCGCACUGUACAUUACUCAUUUGCUGGACACAGGUUCAUUGUCUCAUGUGGUUAAUCAUGUGAUUUAUUCCAUAAAGUGGGCUCACGAGUUACACAGUUUCGCGGACCCAACUAAUAAUUCUUACAUCAAGUGUCUACAAGAAUCAUCUAAACGCAUCGCCACCCCUACAGUCAGCAGAAAAGAUCCCGUUUCGGCCGAGAUGUUGAUUCGUUUGUGUGAUUUGUAUGUGAGUUCUAACGACGUGAUGAUCGUCAGAGAUUUGGCCAUGAUUCUCAACAAAAAGCUUAGUUACACGGCUGCAAGAGAAAACAUUAUUUCUAGACUGAAAGAAGUCAGUUCAGGGUUAAAUCUUGGUUUACAUUCACUCAGAGCAGGCGGGGCUACCGCGGCUGUAGCUUCCAAUGUCAAUGAAAGGUGUAUUAAAAGGCAUGGUCGAUGGAAGUGUGAAUCUAGUAAAGAUAUGUACAUAGUAGACGAGUUUGAGAAUCGUAUCGCUGUAUCUAAGAAAUUAGGAUUGUAA
Messenger RNA from Saccostrea cuccullata (small rock oyster), 648 nucleotides. RefSeq lists its product as uncharacterized. Gene Ontology annotation, biological process: DNA integration; DNA recombination. Bases 1 to 648 code for a protein of 215 amino acids. NCBI's taxonomy places the organism in Eukaryota, Metazoa, Mollusca, Bivalvia, Ostreida, Ostreidae. The record is from RefSeq and is a predicted model, not a curated record. Gene Ontology annotation, molecular function: DNA binding. The transcript has 2 exons.